ACAACAAAAGAAUGCUCUUAGAUCAAUGUUUGCAUCGGAGGAAUGGGCUACUAGUCCACAUGCUAGUAAAAGUGAGGCUAAGCAAGUCAUGAACCUAGUGUUGAGUGAUGAUAGAUUUUGGAGAUCAAUUACAUAUUGUCUAAAGUGCGUGAUUCCACUUGUGAAAGUGUUAAGGCUUGUAGAUGGUGAUUCAAAGCCAGCCUCACCAUACAUUUAUGAAGCAAUGGAUAGGGCUAAAGAGAAAAUUGCUCAAAACUUUCAAAUGCAAGAGUCAAGGUAUAAAAAAGUGUGGAAGAUUAUUGACACUAGGUGGAAUCUGCAGCUUCAUAGGCCUCUUCAUGCAGCUGCCUAUUAUCUCAAUCCUAGGUAUCAUUAUGACAAGAACUUCAAUCCGGAUAGUGAAGUGUUAAUUGGUUUAUAUGAAACCUUUCAAAGAAUGGUUCCGGAUAUAAGGACAAGAGUUAUAAUAGAUCAACAACUUGAAAAGUUUAAGGGAGCUAAGGAGAUCUUUGGAAUGGACAUGGCAAUAGCUACUAGAGAUAAGAAACAACCGGCUCUUUGGUGGGAGAGUUACGGUGGAAGAGGUAAAGAGUUACAAAAGGUGGCCAUGAGAAUUUUGAGUCUUACAUGUAGUGCCACGGGAUGUGAGAGAAAUUGGAGUACAUUUGACCAAGUGCAUACUAAGAGAAGAAAUCGAUUGGAGCAACAAAGAUUAAAUGCACUUGUAUAUGUCAAAUAUAAUCUUCAACUUGAGAUGAGGCAAAAUAGUAGAGAAGAGAAUGGAGAUACCUAUGAUCCCAUAUGUUUGUCAGAUAUUGAAUCCGAUGAUGAAUGGAUCACCGAAAAGGAGAAUCCUUGCUUGCCUAUUGAUGCCUCAUGGAUGGAUGUACAUGAGUGCUUUGGUGUUGAUGAGGGAGCUCCAAAGAAGAAAAGAAAGAGAGGUCCAAGAAACUUGAAUGCCAAGAUUGGUAAGGGAAAAUCAAUAAUAGAAGAUGAGGAUGAAAUUGAAGAUAAUGAAGAAGAAGAACUUUUGAUAUUAGAAGAUGAAGAUGACUUGAGUGAUGUAGAUCUUGGGGUUGGGGAUGAUGAAUGAUCUUGGAUAGGGGCAUUUUGUAUAGAUUUUUUGAGGCCAUAUGACUGAAUUUGUGUGGCAGAAUUUGUGUGGCAGUAGCACCACUUGUUGCUGAGUUUAUGCUGCAACAACACUAAUAUUUUUUUUGGGUAGCUAUAUUGCUGAAUUAGAAUAGCAAUCAGUCCUUGGUAUAUGCAUAUAUUUAGCAACAACAAUGAUUUUUUUUGGA
Molecule: messenger RNA, 1301 nt
Organism: Cajanus cajan (pigeon pea)
Lineage: Eukaryota; Viridiplantae; Streptophyta; Magnoliopsida; Fabales; Fabaceae
Molecular function (GO): protein dimerization activity
Source: RefSeq, a predicted model, not a curated record